This is a messenger RNA of Bactrocera dorsalis (oriental fruit fly), 28906 nucleotides long. RefSeq names its product tigger transposable element-derived protein 1-like. The record is from RefSeq and is a predicted model, not a curated record. NCBI's taxonomy places the organism in Eukaryota, Metazoa, Arthropoda, Insecta, Diptera, Tephritidae. Gene Ontology annotation, molecular function: DNA binding. The coding region runs from base 8879 to 10585 and encodes 568 amino acids. The transcript is spliced from 2 exons. Gene Ontology annotation, cellular component: nucleus.
AAACUAAUCUUGAUUAGAGAAAAUAUACGCACUAAACUCAAAUCGUUUGCCUCGAAUAGCAUAAUAAUAGCUUUUUUGGAAGAUAUUGUGCUUGUUAUUGCUUUACUGUUCCAAUGUCUCUUUACCUUAAAAGCAAGAAAAUUGCAGCAGCAAUUCUCAAGUCCAAUAUUGGCAAUUACUAUAAUAAUUACAAAAAUCUAAUCGCGUUGGCUCUUUAUAACCGCGUCUGGAAUUCGAUAGCGCAUAUUCGUGCGUAUGUGUGUUUAUUGUGCUAGAAUUUGGUUUAAGCGAACCAAAUAAACUUAAUUGGUUAUGAUUCAUAACAUAUGAACUUCUUUCCAAGCAGCAUACUCCGCUCAUUUCUAGUUGCCAAAAUUUUCAGGCAUGACUACUUCAAUAUAUACGAAAAUUGUAGCAGGAGUAUGAUGGGAUCCAAAGCAAAGUGGGUUUGCUAGAAAUUAUUGUAUAAUUUGGAAAUAUUUCCCCGAUUUAGCAUUUUACUUCGCUAUUAUAAACGCCCACUGUAGGAAAUGAAAUCUAGAAACAUAAGAAUUUCUGUAUGUGGGAAUUCCGCAAAGCCACGGCUAUCACUUCUAUUCGUAAGACAUGCAAGAAAUUUGUAUAGCUGAUGUUUAUCGUCGCAAAGGACUUUUUCUUGCUAUAUUUAAAUUAAGUAAUAAGUUUUCACAUUAUACAAUAUAUCGGAAACAACAGAAGAGAAAAACUGAGAAAUGUAGAGCAUAAUUGCAAAGAAGAUUCGACUUCAAGUCUAUUUAUAGAUACAGUUAUUAAAUAUCAUUCCAAUUAUAUAAUGUAACUUCUUAUGGUAUAAUUACCACUUCAUAUCAUAAAUAUUUUUUAUUUUUUGUUGUAUAUCCUUCCUCGGUUCUAAAGUUUAAUUUAUAAUAAAAGUAGUAAUAUCUAAUAGAUUUCAUAACGGCUUCAUGACAAUUAUUAAUUAUGCAUUUAUUGUAAAUUAGUAUUGUGAAUUUAUGGUGAUUUCUGCUAAAUUAAGGAAAUACGCACUUUUUGCUCUUAGGAUCCUCGCGUCAUUUUGACCCGAGUAUGAAAAAUUCCUCGUGUCAGAAAUACCCGUCUUUGGUGAAGUACAAUGCUUUGAUUCAAACAUACAGCUUCUAAGAACAUACUUAUUAUUGUUGAAUAUCAAUUACACCCAAGUAAGCGAUUCAUUAUUUAUGGUAAUCUUAGAAAUAUUGUUUCUAAGUGGGUAGAAUCAUUUUGCUUUCGUCGCCCUCUUACAAGCGUUGACAGUUUUUUGUUUCAUUUUGUUUCAUUAGUUAUUUGUACUCGUCGCGUUCGGUUCUUUUUUUCAAUGGCUCACAAGUUGAGUGAUUCCAUGAUUUCUCAAUUUAUAAAGUACGAUAUAAGUUCUGAAGAUGAAAUAAUAAGUGAAACAGAGAAUAAUUCCGAUGGAAACGGACAAUAUUCAACCUAAUUGGAACAUUGGAAGUAGUAGUGACAAUUCUAGUAGCGCUGAAGUACCUCUUUCAAGAUAUAUGACCAAUAAUAGUGUUAGUGAAAAUGAAAUGCGAUAAAAAAAUGGUGAAUUUGUGUGGUCGAAAAUCCCAUUAGAAGGAAUAGGUCGUUUGGGCAGCGCAAACCUAAUAAAACUUUCACCAAGAAUUACCAGAUAUGCUUCUAUUCGCAUCAAUACACUUAGAAGCGCAUUUGAUUUAUUUAUAAACAAAUGCAUAAAAUCUAUAGUUUUGAAACAAACAAACAUGGAAGGAUCUUCACGGUUUGGAAAUGAAUGGGAUGCGAUGGAUGAAAUAGAGUUAGAUGCAUAUCUAGGUCUUCUCAUAUUUGCUGGCGUUUACAAGUCUAACGAUGAAAGCAUCGACAGCUUGUGGUCUCCAGUUUAUGGGCGACCUAUAUUUCGAGCAAAAAUACCCCUAAAACGGUUCAAAAAAAUUACCGCUACCGCUGCGUUUUGAUAAACGUUCGGAUCGAGAAGCAAGGAUACAGAGUGAUAAAUUAGUAGCUAUUGCCUUGCGUUAAAUUGUGUUUUGAAAUGAAAAGAAAGUUGAAUUUACGUUGUGUUAAAAAUUUAUUCAAUGCAACAACACCACAAACAACAUUUUUUGGUUUCUGUUCCAGUACGUAAAUGUACAGAGAAAAUGGUUUUCCAACUCGGGAACACGCCACGUAUAACUUCACAGUGUGAAAAACAUACUACAUAGCAUUUCCAAAUUUAUGCCACACACUAAGCGACUAUCCUUGUGUCCUGUUGAUUGUCAUCGCAAAUGCAAUUUUCACUGGAAACUGAAUACGUUCGAACUGAAAUGGAAAAUCGUUGGAACUCAAAGGAAUUCGUAGAAUCAAAUAUUCUGCCCUUUGUAUUUGAUAGCUGUGGCACAAUCAGUAGGGAUCCAUCACAAAACUUCGGCGCAUGAAGAUUGCGAAACAUAAUAAUGACACAUCCAACUUCGAGACGGCGAUAAUGCGGCGGCAUACCAAGCCUCUCCAAAUAUUUUAGAAAUUCCACUGGAUAAUUCACGGCUCCGUAUUUUUUUGGUAGCUAAAAUUGCGCUUGCACUCAAGCAAUCGUAGUUACGAUGAUUUGGCCAAUGUUGGCAUAAACAUUCGUGGUGAGUUCAAGGCAGGUGGAAUUGAUAUCAAACCACUGGAAGUAUCAACCGGAAUUGUAACGCCCUAUUCCAAUUCUUAUCGAAUACGAUGUUAAAUGUCUUCGGCAAUGUAAUAUUUCUUCGUAUUACAUAAUCCGUGGAUUUUAAGGCUGAUGUGUCCAAAUGAUCAUCGCGAAAAGUGUGCGAACUUCAAUGGCAUGCGAAGUAGCUAUCGAAUCGUCCAUCGAUCUAUUGAUUAUCAUGUUCCAGCAAUUGUAACUGCUGCAAUGCUUCUCAAAAAGGAAAACGUUUAUGAAUUAUAAAAGUAAAUAUCCAAUAAAGCGCUUUAUUGCAAUUCAUGUAUCGACCUAUUUGAUACUUGUUGAUCUCAUCUCGUUCAAGGCCAAUAGCCGUCAUUUUGCUUUCUUUAGUGACGUGUUUGCAAACGUAUUUGAUCGAUUUCACCAAACUGCAAUAAGAUAACCGUGGCGAAUAUGGUACGAUCCGUGCGUAGUCGACUUCGGCAUUCACUCCUCUAAGUUGAAUGCUAAAUGUUCUGCCAUUGUCGUCUAGUGAGCUACGCCGAUAGAGUGGAUAUCCAUCAUUUCCAGUUUGCGUUUCCGAAAUAAAAGCACGUGGAUAGUGUUUCAUGCAUUUAUUGUCAGACAUACAAACCGAAGUGGGAUUGUGGUGUCCGCAAGGUCCAUGCACCAUAUUGGUUUUCAUUACUUUGUAUAAUACUGGAACUUUCUCUGCGUUAGGACUUUCCGCAGAAAUGAUUUUAUCAAUUUGAUCUGGUGUAACCACUAACCACCAUCCAAAGAAGAAUGUGUGCGUGCGGCAAACCUCUAUUUUGCAACUCAACAGAGUACAUCUGGCAUCUAACAGCAUACGUUGCUUCAAGAUAAAGUCCAUCAAACAUCGUAGUUGUUGUUUGAAAAGUUUUCACUGAAUAAUUUUCAAUAAUUUUUCUAUUGAAUAGCCGAAAUCAAAAAGCAAGGCGACCGAAACUGAACGACUCAAAUAAUUUACAAAUCAAAACAAUGAAAAACCAUCCGUAAAAACGUAAAAACCAUCUUUGAACUUCUACGAACAUAAAAAAAUUGGCCAAAUUGGUCCAGGCGUUGUUGAGUUAUGCGCUUACCAACACAUUUUGCGAUUCAUUUUGAUAUUAUCGAUAUGUAUGUAUAUCUGUGUCGAGAUAAUAUUUUGAAACUUUUCGUAAAAUACAUAUGUAGAUAUAAGUUAAACCCUAAAAUAACAUACUAUAUAUUUAUCCAUAGAUUAGUUUUAUAUUGGAUAAAGGAUAUUCUGAAACUCUCGUAUCAUGGAAACAAUAAAUAAAUAGCGGGGAGAAAUUAAUUAAUGGACUUAUUAAGUCAACAAGUAAUUUGAAAUGCAAUCAUCCGAAAUUUCCAUUACGAUAUCUUAAGCUCUAUUGAAUCUGGAGAAAUUAUUUACAUUUUUAUAGUAUUUGUUCAGUUAAUAUUUAUAAGGAGAUUAAAAACUUCUCAGUUGUAGUCUGAAUGGGUUAUAGUUGCCAGUAUAUUUGUUUUGACUACUUUAACAAGAACUGGCCUUGCUGAUAGAUACUGAAGCCAUUAUAAAAUGACUCAGUUUUUCAAGUUGAUUAAAUUUUGUAUGCAUAUACUACGUACAACCUUAAGAUUUAACAGUUAGAAUUAUUAAUACUACUUUCAUCAUAUUACUAUUUCAAUCGAUAAUGUAAAUUGCAACCUAGUUUUUCUCAACACAAAAGUUUGAAAUAAGGUAUUUAAGAGACAAAAAAUAUACUAAUAGUUGGUAAAAUAUAUAAUUAGAAAAACUAGUGCAUAAAUAAUAAAUUGGUGUUCAUGUUUUCUCUAAAGAUAUUCAAUGUAUUUAAACUCCAAACUGGCAAAUUUCAAGACUUAUUUAAGCAUUUCUGCUACUAGAGUAGAUAAGUUUGCGAAUUUGUUAAUUUAAAAAUUUUGCAUAAAAAAUUAGAUUUCAAAUUUUCAUUGUUUAAUUUAUAGUUGAUUUUUUAACUUUAUAUUGAAAGUUUUAUUUUAUUUGAGGAUUAAUUUUUUUGUAAUCCCAAAUACGAAAUUUAAAAAACAUACUUCAAAUUUUUGUUCAAUAAUGUUUUAAACCUUUUUUUCAACACUGGAAAUAGAGAAUAACCAAAAAUGGGAAAUGACUAAGUUGCCUGUAAUUGGUAUCAGGUAGAUGCUUAGCGGCUAUUAUAUCUCAAAUAAAAUAAAAAUGUCUAUUAAAUAACUAACAAUACAAUAGUGGUAACAUACAUGAAAGAUUUGAUUUUAGCAAAUAGUGCAAUAACUUCAGUAUUACAGCCAUGAAAACCAGCAAACUGAUAACCAAUUAAAAUACGUUGAAGAUUGCGCUGAAAGUCAUUGCAAAGCGUAAGUUACUCCGCAUUGCGAAAUUCAAAAAUAUGCCCAAGAGAGAGUGGUAGAAUGUGCACACAUACUCAGUGAAACCGCUAAAAGAACGACGUAAAAAAUUAAAUUCUCCACUGGCUGAAUCGUUGCAUAAGCUUCGCAAAAAUCAGAGAAUAAAAAUCCGAAUAUUCCACAGCGCAAAAAAUAUUGAAAGCUUUACAUACCAAAACUACAAAAGCUCUAUACCACUCAGAAGGACGUUGCCGAAAUAUAUGUACAUUAAAAAGAGUAAUAUCAGCGAUACAAAAAAUUAGCGAACUAAAAUGUUAAGCGCCUAAAAAUGUGCAACGCUAACGCAGUAUCCCCCACAACACCAGCAGGGUUGUUGAUUUGCUAGCUCAAAUUAUAUGCAUAAAUGGCGUGAAAAGUUAAUUUUUGCGGUUCACCCACUGACCCAAGCUGGAUGCAGCUGUCUUUCACACCAUUAAUUUGCAGAGCCAUUUCAUUUUUAUUUUGCGUGCAAAAAGUAAUCUUAACCUCAAUCCGGGCAUUGUCACGAACGUGUAGCACAGCACACACAAGCAACCGCCUACAAAUAUGCUCUAAUAAUUUCGCAUUUUAUUUGCAACUAAAUGUUUCCCAGCGUAGCUUGGAUUUCCACUUAACUCACUGACUUUCGUCAGCUACUGAAUCUGAAGUGUGACUGUGACAUAAAUGAAAAAUUAUUUUAAUUCACGUUGCUAGCGACCAGGCAAGCAGCAGACAUCAAGACCGUUACAUACACCCAACAAGAUUGUAGCACGCCAAAGACUAGGCCCGCAUACUUCAAGCAUUAAGGACCAUCGCUGUGCUGCUGGACAAGCUCAAGCGACACGAAAGCCAAAUAUACAUAUAUACAAAUUGGUUGAUCCUUUUUUUCUUUUUAGACUCUAAACUAAGCAUUGCUACAGCGUUACAAAAUCUCUUUCGCUUUUUCAUUCCUUCUUCUUUGCGCACUGAAAAUUCUUGCAGUUUCGUUUUUCACUUGCUGUUCCUCCUACAGAGCUGUGCAAGGCUUUUGUAACAAAUUCUAAUGUUAGGUAAAUUGUUUUCUCAUCCUUUUAUUACAUGUAUGUAUAUACUGUUCUUAAUACAUAUUGCUCCUCUAAGAACCGUAUAACGCUAAAAAUUUAUGCAAAACUCAAGCCGCUUUUUAGUAGCAAUAAAAUUCUUUUCCCUUGCACUUCACGCCGUCCUUCCUUCACCGAAAUGGUUGCGCGCGUAAAAUGUAAAUAUAAAAUGCAAUAUGCAAUAUGCAAGGCGUCGAAAUCUAAUUUUUAAUAAAGCGCACAAACGAUUUAUUCACUGCAUAAAUAAAGCUAGACUUGCACCCAACGUAUGCAUUAUUUCAUAAAAUGAAGACGCGGCGUCUUUAAAAUGAUCAUUGAAUACAUACAAAGUGUUAAUUAGUGAAAAUUGAAAGUUUCAAUUUCAAUUCAGUUUCGUUUUCCAUAGCUAACUUCCAUUUUCCUGGCAUCACCUAAGGCCUAAAUAGUAUCGCUUUUUAUUCUAAUGAAAAAUUAAUUUGAAGAGAAACUUUCGCUUCUGCUGCUGUCGUAUGCACAACGUUAUCCGUCUCUAAGAAACUUAUAAUUUUCUUCGAGCGCAUAAUAUUUUAUUCACAUUUCAAUUUCACAAGUCCAUUAAGAACGCAUUUACCUCCACCAACUUCGACACCUGAUUCGGCCAAAAUCCUUUCAGCUUCCGUUCCCAUUGGCUUAUCGCUUAAUACCUAAGAUGAAACCGCGUAUUACAAAUCGGAAAUCGAUAGUCAUACCAACCGCCCGGGUAAUGUUAAUCGCCUACAACAGAUACAAGAACUGAAACUGAAAAGAAAUUAACAAAUAAGCAAAAUACAUCAUCAGCCACGUGAUAUGCAAAAACAAUGCUCAAUUGCCAAAAUUACUGAGCGGCUGCUGAAACACAAAAUAUUUGUGUACUUGUGGGAAACCAUGGUAGGCAUACACGUAUCAAUUGCUGCCUGCUAACCCCAACGAUUAUAAGCUUAUCACCACUUCAUAUCUGCUCAAAAUUUUAUACCGCGGAAACUUAAACAUUCAGCUGGCUCAGUUUUCGCCCCAGCUGCUUUUCUUGGGCAAUUGUACGCGAGCACAAGGCUGGUGGAGGUAAAAUCGACAACGUUUGGUGGAAUUUAAGGCUGCGGUGUAAUUAAGGAAUGUUCGUGGCUAAACGAGUUCGGAUGCGUUCCACUUAUACGAUUUGCAUUAAACCUCUAACUGCCAAGAGAUCGAAUUGCUAAUGAAUGUGUAACGAUAAAGUCUGUAUAUAUAAUAUAAUAUAGUUUUUCAAGGAAAUAUGUGGAUCCCAGUGCCCAUAUAAAUAUCGAGAAAUAUGAACUCUUAAUAAAAAGCGUUUAUAUAUAAUGGGUGAUCCUUUAGAUGUACUUUUUACAAUAGCCUUUUUUGACAGAUUAUUCGUGAGUCGUGUCAAGCUGUAAUAUUAUUUUUGUUCAGUACUGUUUGGCAUUUUAUUAUGAAAGGACCUACGCCUGAACAGCGUCUACAAAUCAUUCAACUUUAUUCCGAAAAUUCACGUUUUGUAAAAACGGGUUACGAGCGCUUCGCUCAACUUAUGAUCAACAUAAUCGACCUAUUGAGCGAAAAUACAGCUUCUGCAAGAACUGAAGCCGGUCAAUCUUUCCAAGCUACAUCGUUUCGCUCUCUGGGCUCUUGAAAAUUUCAAAGAAGAUUCGACGUUUCCGAGCCAAAUUUUGUUCAACGAUGAGGCCCAUCUAAACAAGCAAAAUUUCCGCAUUUUGGACGAAGAUAACCGACUAUUUCAUGCCUGAAUUUGAAGCUUGCGAUUUCGGCGAUAUUUACUUUCAACAAGACGACACCGCUCAAUGAAUUUAUUGAGAGAACACUGCGUUCACGUUUUGGGCCGGUUGAUUGGCCACCAAGAUCGUGUGAUAACAGACCAUUAGGCUUCUUCCUGUUUGGAUUUGUAAACUCUCUAUGAGGAUCAAUUCCGAUUCAAUUCAGGGCUUAGAGCAAAACAUCACUCUUGUCACCGAGAUAUAGCCGCGGUCAACAUUUGAAAGAGAUAAACUUCAAAAAAUAAAUGCCAAGAAAUGUUCUUUCGAAUUAUAAUAAACAUUCUCCAAUAUAUUUGAAGUUUCUGUUUUUUUUUUAAGUAGGGAACCUCGAAAAGCAUCACCCUUUAGAAUUAAUAAUAAGAAAGAGGUGUAUUUAAGCUGGACAAAAAUGUUCUAAAGUAAGACCUCUUCUUCUUCUUAAUUGGCGUAGACACCGCUUACGCGAUUAUAGCCGAAGUUUUCAUUGGGUGUUUUUUUUACGUGUCACUUUAGCUCGCCUUAAAACGGAUGUUCUUAGGCUACCCAGAGGAUACUUGGGCAAAGACCGGAAGUCGUGAGCUGCUUGAGCCAUAUGUAAAAAAAUCGUUUCUUAACAGAGAACUUUCCUCACUUGCGUGAACUUCUACACAUGACCCCAUCCUCCAGUAAGAUCUCUUACCAAUAGCAUAUACAACAAUAAACUGACAUCUGCGAAAAAACAAAAUAAACUUUUCUACUGCUAUUUCAAAAAGAACAAACAUCUUCAUUUCAAGUUCUUCUUCAAGUGUCAACUGAAAUGCAAAGAACUCUAGUCUAUUGAAUUCAAUAUCGGUUGUUUCGUUACACUGUGCCAAACACAAGUAUAGUACAGUAAUACCCCGACUUACGCUAACCCGUUUUACGCGAAUUCGAAGAUACGCGGUUUUUCAUUUUGAUUGCCGCGCGCAUCGGCUCUCUCGCUCCGCCCACUCAGUGUUCAAUUUGCGACUGGUUUAAACGUGUUCCGCGUGAAAUUGUUUUAAGUGCGCAGUGCGUUUUACUUAUAAUUUCUAAUUAUGUCGUCUAAAAGAACGAAAAAUGAGUCAUUUGAGCCUAACAAGAAAAGAAAAACACUGUCUUUGGAGUGUAAACUGAAUAUAAUUAAAGACUUUGAAGCAAAAAUGAAAAUUUGUGAAUUGGCAAAGAAAUUUGACCUACCGGAAUCAACAGUCCGAACGGUUGUAAAAGGUAAAGAAAAAAUUAUAACCGCUGUGAAAGACUCUCAAUCUUUGAAUUCAAGUAUCAUCCGUAAGCGUCACGGUAUUAUCGCGCAGAUGGAAACAUUGCUACAGUCAUGGUGUGAUAAUCAAGUAAGAGUGAAAAAUUGUCCUGUUGAUCAAAAUACAGUGUGCUUUCAAGCAAAGCAGAUUUUUGAAAAACUAAAAGAAGAAGCUGGGAAGGCGGCUGAAAAUGAAGUGUUUAAAGCUAGUAACGGCUGGUUCAGCCGAUUUAAGAGUCGUUGUAAUUGGCAUAGCAUCGCAGAGAGUGGAGAAGCGGCAAGCGCUGAUAAAGAAACUGCAUCUCUCUAUCCAGAAAAACUCAAAACAAUGAUAGAUGAAGGUGGCUACACUAGUCAAACUAUUUUCAAUGUAGAUCAAACAGGUCUUUUUUGGAACAAAAUGCCUAAAAGAACUUUUAUUGCGCGUGAAGAGAAAACUUUUCCAGGUUUUAAAGCCGCCAAGGAUCGAUUAACAGUGAUGGUUGGUGCGAAUACAGCUGGAGAUUGUAAAUUAAAACCUCUCUUAGUUUAUCGCUCAGAAAAUCCAAGAGCCUUAAAAAAUAAAUCUAAAGCUGGUUUGCCUGUCAUUUGGAAGUCUAAUGCAAAAGCUUGGGUGACAGCUUCUCUUUUUGAAGACUGGUUUGGCCAUCAUUUUAUUCCUGAAGUCGAACGUUACUGCCGAUUAAAAGAAAUCCCAUUUAAAGUGAUGCUACUAAUUGACAAUGCGCCAGGUCAUCCUCCCGCAACUCUAAUUAAUUUCGAUCCACGUGUGGAAGUUGUAUUUUUGCCACCAAACACUACCAGCUUGCUUCAACCAAUGGACCAGGGAGUCAUUAAAACAUUUAAAGCUUACUACACAAGGCGGUCAUUUGCACAUCUACAUGAAGCUAUGAGACAAAACAAUGAGCUUUCUGUUAAAGACUUUUGGAAGCAAUUCAAUGUUUUAGAUGCUGUAAGAAUUAUUGGACAAUCUUGGAAUGAGGUUUCACAAAAAACUCUCAAUGGUGUCUGGAAAAAACUGUGUCCAUUUUUUUUCACCUCUGAAACCCAAGGAGAAACCAUUUCAGAUCCUGAACAAAUCGAUAGCAUAAUAGAAGAAGUGGUCGAUAUCGCCAAGCAAUUAAAUUUAGAGGUCGAUAAUGAUGACGUUCAAGAAUUGCUAGAUUCACACAAUCAAGAGCUAACAAUUGACGAGGUUAUAGAAAUGCGUAAGUAUGAGCAAGAUAUUGACCAAACUGAUUCGCUAGACCCAGUUGAAUCGGUAAAUCAAAUGACAAUUGCAAACUUAACAGAAGGGCUCAAUUCAAUUGAAAAGGGGUUACAAAUUUUAGAAAAAAUUGAUUCUAAUGAAGAACGCAUUUCUACUACAAAACGAGGGAUAAAAAAAUUACUGGUAUGCUACGAGGAAAUUUUACGUGAAAAGAAGAAACUUUCUUUAACUUUCAGGCCUUUAACUCGUCAGGCAACACUGUUAGAAUAUAUGAAGCCUUCGACAUCAAAAUAACUUCGGUUUAGCUUACUUUAUUCAUAACAAUGUAAUAUUUUUUUAUUAUCCUACACUUUAUUAAACAUUUUUCUUCUAAAUUAUUGUUUUCUUUAAACUCUGGUCCCGAUUAAACAAACUUUAUAUGUAUUUAUAUGCAACGUUGAACCCCGACUUACGCGAAUUCGACUUACACGGCAACCGCUCGGACCCACCUAUCGCGUAAGUCCGGGGUAUUACUGUAUAUCCAUAUGUAUGUGAAUCUUAAUAUAUAUGUAGGUAUAUGUUAAGGUCAUUAUAAUCAUUAAUAUACAGUUCGUAAAUAUUGAAUUAGGCAAUUAUGACGCUAGACAAAUUUAUAGAAGUAUUAUCAGCCACCGCUGUCCGUUCUGACGGCACUUAAACUCUUUACGAUAUUCUCGAUGGCUUCCAAGUUGUGAAGACAGUUUUUGAAUUAUUAAUCACCACCCACGCUCACUUGAAGUCAAACGGGCCCAUUAACCGUAUAACAUAUAUUAUACCAAAGAUGUCUGAGCCAUUGAAGGGUGACAUAAACUGUUAAGCAACAAACGACUAUUUGCUAUGUGUAAACAUGUGUAAAACUAUCCUUCAGUACAUGCAGUGAGCCGACAGGCCAUUAUUAAUACAAUUCAGUUCAUAAUUAUUAUGUGCUCUUUAAUGAAGGUUUUUCCGACCCUUAGAAUUGUCACUCACAGACACAAAACGACAUUGAAGAAAAGUGCCAAAAACAGCUGCUCCCAUUUAGCUGUACUAGAUUUGCAUAAUGCUUGAAAUGCCGAUCCUUUCCUUUCAGUUAAAUGCAAUCAAUAACUGAAAAUGUUGACGGCCACUGACAGUUAGCCAACGACAACAAGGCUUCAACGAUGCCUACUUGUGUUCUCCAACAAAUACAUUCCCUUCGGAAAAUAUCGGCGUUUACAUAUAUAUAGUACAUAUCCAUGCAAACAUACUUAUUAUAUACAAGCUAUCGCUUAUUUUACUUACAUACUUGAAGUUAAUAGAAAGUUAUUCGUAGGCAUAUGUAUGUGUAGUGCCAUCACCUUCUGGUGCUGCAGCCAAACGAAUCACCAAUACAACGUUAUACGAUUCCUACCAUGCUGCCCUAAAUAUCCUUUUCAUUGUUUCAAUCGGGCCACAUAAGGUGCACGCUUGUCCGUCUACACUAGGUACGAAUUGUUGUUGUCGGUAUGCUUGAAACUUUUCGCUUUGUGGAUAUUUUGUUUGUGCGCUCUUAUUAGCUGUAUGAGUUCACCACUGAGCAGUCAAACAACCGCUUAGGUGGCCAAGUGGCAGCAUCUGUUCAAUGCCUACAAUAAUAGCUAGAAAAUGGUGAUAUACCUAUAUUUGUACGUGUGUGAUAGCAACAAAAAUCGAUCGAAUGUUAUUACAGUAUUCAAAGUCAGCUACAGUAGCAUGAGCAUUAAAUCCAUAUAUGACUAAAGAAUUGUCUGUACUUAGGCAAUAAAUGUUUAUGCUCAGGUGUGCCCAUUUAUGAACGACGUACUGAGCUUGUAAGCACUUAUGAAUGCACAUAAAUAUUCUCAUGUUUGUGUGUAUGUACGUUCAAACUAUCUGAUUGCAUGCCAGUGCAGAAGUUUGCUUCCACUUAAAUAUUUAUUGAUGUUGGUUGUUUGGUAUCGCUGCUGCAUUGCCAGUUGGUGACCAUUUGUAACCAAGAUAGUUGUUGUGGCUGAGUUUUUAGUAAUGGUGAGCUUGCAGCGACAGUACAUAUAUAAACUUACAAACAAAUGUAUUUCCUAGUGUUUCCUGCUUUCUACCAAGCCACUUGGAAGUUGCAUGCCACACAACUGGAAAAACAGGUAGUAUAUAGAAUAUAAGCGUAUGGUCUUACCUUAUUUGUGUUUGUUUUAACCACAUCAGUGCAUAUUUGUGGGCAUCUAAAUGGCAAAUGUGUAACCACAGAACAUCGCUGUCCGCAAUUGUUCUCAGUACAUUUAGAUUAGUGUGUAAAAGUACCUCUGUUUCUUGAAAUAGUGACUUAAAUUUUUACACUUGUUGCCUCACAUAAUUACAUAACUCCCAAAAAAAUAUUAAGAUCUUGAAUUAAAACCAAAAUAAAAAUAAAAGAUAACUAAGAACCAACAUAAAGAAGAAAUCAAAACUAAAUCUAAGAUAAUUUUGUUUUGUGCAAAUGGAUACCAUAUGUUCAUUUUAUUUUAUUUUAGAUUUCGUUCUUAAGUUUAUGCUAACUAAAUAUAAACUUAGUAAUUUCUACUUGUAAUUUUUUUGUUUUGUAUUAUUCGAAUCUAACUAAUCAAUUACGGAAUACAUUACAAAUUCUUUUUUAUACCUUUUAAAGUAUUUAUUAAAUUUUCCAAUUAUUACAUUCAUUUCGAAAAAUUAAUUUUCUUAAAAAUAUUUCCAAAAUAUUUAUUAUAGCACCUCAUUGGAUUUCUAGACCUUGCAACGAAAUGUUGAUUUUAACGAACUUUUUCAUGAGGAUCUAAGCACCGGCACACCGAAUGGAACCACGGUGUCUCUUUAAUUUGGAAAUAUAGGAGAGUUGGAGCAUGAAAGUCUGAGCGUCGAACGACAAACUUACUAACUAGUUAUUACUUUUACUGUCUCACUAAUAAGUCCAUCAACUUAUGUGGCUGAAACUUUAAAUGAGAAUUUUAUGAAGCACCCCUACGUACAUACAUAUGUAGGACGCCAUUCCUUUCAUGGACCAGUGCCUUUUCACCACCAUUGUUGCCGCUUUCAUGUCAUUCAAAACUACAGACGUUAGAGGCUUCAGGCUUAGAUGCGAUCAGGAAGGAAAAUCGAUUAAUUACUUUCGUUGGCAAAACCGCACUUUGAUUGACAUUUAUAAAUGGAUUGAAGCUUUUGUUGCCUUUUUUAUUACCAGCUUGAUAUGGCGGUUGUAAAUAUGUAGCUUUAGAAGCAAAGACCAAUAUUUACAAUUGGAUACCGUUAUCCAUAGGUAGAAUAUAAUUUUAUAACUACAGUUUGUCAUUUGCAUUAGCCUUUCCAAAUUGUAAACUUUGUCAGUUGAAAUAGAUAGAGUUCAUUGUCGGACUCUUAAUUGUUAUUGUAUUACUCAGGAUCAGGAUAUUGCCUACUAAGAGUUUAUACCGAGUUUACUCCUAUUUAAGCCCAUUAAUUUCAGAUAAGAUGUGUAUGUUCAAUUCGUGAUAAGAGCAUUAAAACAUUAUUUAUGAGAACGAGUAAAAAAAGCAAAUCGAUGAUGUUAAUCCAAAUGUUGAGUUUAACUUUCUUACGCCAAUUUAAUUUUUUUUUUAACUGUCUAGGACACUUAUAGCCCUGACAGAUGACAGCGCUAAUAUGCAUUGGCGGGCUUAAUUUACACUUACUUGCGCAUUUGACCCAUGUUAAUGCAAAUUUGUAAUGCACAAGAAUUUCGUACAUUUAGCUGAAUUUACCAAAUUUGAGUAGACAACACUGCUCAAAAAUGGCCGAUUUUUGCUAUUUUUGACAGAUGUCGCUUGAAGUCUGCCGCCUCCUUUGCGUUUACAGCAUAUAUAUUAUAUUGCUAAUUAAAUUAUGUGCAAGUAUAUUAACAAAAACAAAUUUUAAUAUUUUUAGAUGACAUAAAAUAAAGCACGCACAGCUAUCCAUUUCCAAUUUUCCCAAUAUUCUUAACUUUUUCACACACUUUUUCCGCAUUAUAAUCAAUUAUUGCUUUUAAUUUCACUCUAUUAUCUUUUAACGUAGUUAAUAGUAAACGAAUUUUUUCGUUAAAUUUAUAUUGAUUUUCCAAAAAUACCAAAAUUUCUAUUAAUAGUUUAUUUAUUCAUUUUUAUUUCACUUUUUUUUGUAAUAAAUAAACAAAUUUCACUAUCAGCUGUCUAAAUGUAAGUCUGCCGCCUAUCACCAUAAAAUUUCAAUGCGCAUUAGCGUUGCUUAAGGCACAUUAAUUUUGCUCGUCUGUUAUAUAAGAUAUAAAUCUUAAUGCAACAUUUUAUAUCAUUUGAACAAAUUACUUAGAAUUUGCGUAUUUAGUGAAAGCUUGCAAAGACACCGAAAAUUGCAGAUUCAGAUGUUAUGCGAGGUAAAAACCGCUUUGUUACAACACUGCCAAGAUAGCAGCAGGGCCACCGGAAGAUGAAACAUGUUAAGUAGAAGAAGUUUGUAUUUGUAGAAGUACAAUUAUUUAUCUGUCUUUGCAGAUAAUUCCUAACCAGGUUUGAUAUGUAUGUUAAAUGCCGAAACGGAAACUCUAAAUAUAGAUUUCGUGGUUUUUUAGAUUUUUCCCUUACAGGUAGGGUAAGAAAAAUUUCUUUAGGAUAUACCGAAUAAAGUUCUUCUAUAAAUUUCAAGGCAGAGUGUGUGGUUUCGAUAUAAAAAUUCAAUUGUGUUAUACAUUUAUGAUAAUAAUGAUAAUUCUCGCCAAAGUAAGUCACUUUUAAAACAUUUAAGUGUUCGUAAUUCGUAAUUUUAAUAUUGAAUUAUGUAAGUACAUAUGUCUGAUUCAAAUAACCACUUUUGAAAACUAAACAAACUAAAAUUCCAUUGAAAUAAAUCCAUAUAUAAUUACUACAUGUACUUUAAAACAAGGUCGUCCCUAGACGUUUGCCUUUAAAUCCGAUUAAGAUUAAUUUAGCAACUUUCACAUUUCGCUUUUUUACUUCCGUUUUAUGAUCUUCUGGACUUACCAACACGAGCAAUAAAUGCGAAUUGUCUGCCAAUGAAAUCAUGUAAAACAUAAUUCAGAAGCUGCACCAAUGUAACUAUACAUUAAUUCACACACAUUUCCAUAAAUGUAGUGAUAUAUUGGACAUGGCAAAAAUACAUAUUUUUAUAUUAGUGUUAAAGCAUUACCUUAAAAAUGGGAUGAAUUCGUUAAAGUUAGAACCUUUCGUUCAAUCACAACCGUCAUCGCAUAACACACACUAUUUACAGCAUAAUAAUCUAGAAAGUAUUAUUUUGGUUCACGAUAUUGAUUAUAAUUUUUCCGACGUUCGAUUAUUUGUAGGUUAAAUAAAUACAAUACGUGUAUGAUCUUAUAAACACUGAUUUACACCCCUAUUCUGUGCAUUUGACAAAUUAAUAAAAUAUUGACAAUUAACUCAAAUAUUUAUCAAGCGAGAAAUAUUUUGGUAUUCUGUGACAAUCUUGAUAAAAGUAAAAGCUUCAAUUCGCAAAGCUUUUCCCCACACGUGUGAGAACAAAAUAAUGUAAAUAAUAACAGCUGAUGCAUAGCAAUAUGCGUGCAGUCAAUUGCUCCUAUGAUGCUUUUUAUUCCAAAUUUUCUAUAAAACCUGGAAUAUAUUUCAAAUAAAUUUGCUUAAAUUAGUAUAUUAUUAAUACUUGCCCCGAUUUUAUAAAAAUUUCUUCCUCUGUUGAACUGAGAAACUUUAUUUCUCCUUCCUUCACUUUCACAAUAAGUUUUGCUACAGCCCGCACACUUCUCGAAAUGGACAACUGACUCAUGGGCAACUUGCCUUGUUACCUACACAUUACUGGUAUGAGCCGUGUCCAAAGAAGUUCAAAGCUGCUAGAACUCUUACAGUUAAAGGUAGUGACGUUUUUGUAUCGUGUGGGGCUAGUUCAUCAAUCAGGCGACGUUAAAUCUCACAAGUUAAUCGAAAAUUUUGCGCAAAGUUAUUCUCACUCAAAGAAAAUGGAUUGCUAUCCUCACGUAAACAUUUUAAAUGCCGCGCGCGAUUCCCAUUCUUACAAUUUUCAUCUUCGUUUAACAAUACGAGCAAUACAUAUCUUCCAUUUUCACAACCAGAUGCACAAACAGAUAUUUAAUUCAUAACGAGCACAGUCAAGAGCAUUUGACAUCUUAAGAACUUAUAAAGAAAAGAGCUUUUUAUUUCAGACACAGAAUACGAAAUGCUCGAUAAAUUUCAAAUUUUGACAUAUUAUAAAUAUGUUGAAUUUAUCAAGUGCACAGAAUAGAGGUGUAGAUGUGAGUUUAGCUAGUACUAAUUUUUCGUCAAAUCAUACUUUUUUAUACCGUUAUAUUUUUACGAUGAAGGUGAAUAGUAGAGCGUCAGUACCAGUGCAUUAUAAUUUUAUAAUAGUGGCUUCAUUAAAUUGGGUUGGUCAAUGAAAGAGGUGUGAGUAAUAAUAAAAAAAUAGCAAUUGUGGAGGAAAGCAAAGGAACUUUGGAAAUGAUGUCCCACAGUCGAAAUCGGAUGAAAACCCCGUUCACUCCCUAUAUAACGAUACUCUUAAAAACUACUAAAGCUCGAUAAAUCAUUAACAAAAUACGCCAAAGACAUUAAAUUUUACCACCGAUAUGGUAUGAAAGUCAGUGAGAGAAUUGGACGAUGGGCGUGGCACCGCCCACUUUUUGGUGAAAUCCAUUAUACCGAGAUCCGACUUACCGAUUUCGCCAAAAUUUGGUAUGUUUUAUUUUUUCAUAUCUCUAUGCCACGUUGUGAAAAUGAGCGAAAUCGGGCAAUAACCUCGCCUACUUCCAAUAUAGCACAACUUCAAAAUCCACUUCAUUCGUUCAGUUUCCAGUACACAAUUCAAGAAGCAUUUAAUAUAACGGGAUAAAACUAAUUAAACUAAAUUGACACUAAUAAUGUCUCUAGUAUGUACCAUCUUAUGACCAAAUAUUUAGACCCCAACACUUACAGUUGACUUUUGAUCGAAAAUGUCGGUCAAUGUGUGAUAAAUAUAACUGAAAUUAAGCGAUUAUCCUUCUCUUACGAGGUUUGACAAUUAAGUAAUGAGACUGAAUUUAUUGCUGUGCUUGUGGUAAACCUGUGACCGGCAUCCCUCCCCUCUCCAUUGAUAUAUGUACCAUCGCUCUAGCUUGUUUAGUUCGCCUGCUGCGUCAAGUUGAGUAGACGUGUUUUUGUAGUGCUCGUCACGAAAAUGGAAAAACGAAAUCAAGAGCAACGCGUCGCGAAAAAAUAUUGCGCCAGAUUGGGCGAAACAGCUUCGGAAACGUACGCUAAAAUUGUAAGAGUGUAUGGUGAUAGUGCUCUUAGUCGUGCCAAAGCUCACAAUGGUUGUCUCCGCGCGCCCCCCGCGAAAUUGCGAAAACGAGUCAACAGGGUACGCCCAGACAUCGCUCGUAACUGGAUCCUUCAUCACGACAACGCGCCGUGCCCCAGUAUUUGGCCUCUCAAGGGAUCGCCGUGUUGCAACAGCCGCCUUAUCCGCCCGACAUGUCACCCUGUGACUGUUUUUGUUUGUUUGAUCAAAGGAACCCAUUUUGAGUCGAUUACGGACAUCCAGGCGGCCGUGACGAGGGUACUCGCGGACAUCCCAGUCGAAGCGUUACAGAAAUGUUACGAAGCAUGAAAACCGCGCUGGAAUCGCUGUCCAAGGGGACUACUUUGAAGGGGAUGGCAGAGUUGUAGAAUAAUUUUCAAUUAUACGGAUUUUAUGAAAUCAGUCUCAUUACUUAAUUGUCAUACCUCUUAUACAUAUGUGUAUUAUCUCAGUGGAAAUAAGAGAGCAUGUUUUACACAUAAAAGUUUAUCUUUGUGCCAAAAACCGCAAAAUAUUUGAGUAAAAACUUGGCCCAGCUCGCUUAUAACUAAUAUCAGGAAUUCGGAACAUCCGAUUGAUUUUACUCUACAAGUAUAUGACUGGUUUUACACCUUAAAGUAUUUCCAAGCCUUUGAUUUUUGCAAUCCAAUAUAUGCGGUAUAAAGGCACCUGGAAUCGUUGUGUAAAGUAUAUGGGAACUAUCAAUACUUCCUGACCUGAUUCAACCCAUUUUUGUGACACAGACACACCAUUGUCAGGAAAGUAUUAUAACGGGUGAUUUUUUUGAGGUUAGGAUUUUCAUGCAUUAGUAUUUGACAGAUCACGUGGGAUUUCAGACAUGGUGUCAAAGAGAAAGAUGCUCAGUAUGCUUUGACAUUUCAUCAUGAAUAGACUUACUAACGAGCAACGCUUGCAAAUCAUUGAAUUUUAUUACCAAAAUCAGUGUUCGGUUCGAAAUGUGUUUCGCGCGCGUGUUUUGUUCAGCGAUGAGGCUCAUUUCUGGUUGAAUGGCUACGUAAAUAAGCAAAAUUGCCGCAUUUGGGGUGAAGAGCAACCAGAAGCCGUUCAAGAACUGCCCAUGCAUCCCGAAAAAUGCACUGUUUGGUGUGGUUUGUACGCUGGUGGAAUCAUUGGACCGUAUUUUUUCAAAGAUGCUGUUGGACGCAACGUUACGGUGAAUGGCGAUCGCUAUCGUUCGAUGCUAACAAACUUUUUGUUGCCAAAAAUGGAAGAACUGAACUUGGUUGACAUGUGGUUUCAACAAGAUGGCGCUACAUGCCACACAGCUCGCGAUUCUAUGGCCAUUUUGAGGGAAAACUUCGGAUAACAAUUCAUCUCAAGAAAUGGACCCGUAAGUUGGCCACCAAGAUCAUGCGAUUUAACGCCUUUAGACUAUUUUUUGUGGGGCUACGUCAAGUCUAAAGUCUACAGAAAUAAGCCAGCAACUAUUCCAGCUUUGGAAGACAACAUUUCCGAAGAAAUUCGGGCUAUUCCAGCCGAAAUGCUCGAAAAAGUUGCCCAAAAUUGGACUUUCCGAAUGGACCACCUAAGACGCAGCCGCGGUCAACAUUUAAAUGAAAUUAUCUUCAAAAAGUAAAUGUCAUGAACCAAUCUAACGUUUCAAAUAAAGAACCGAUGAGAUUUUGCAAAUUUUAUGCGUUUUUUUUUUUUAAAAAGUUAUCAAGCUCUUAAAAAAUCACCCUUUACAUGAAUUUCAAUUAUAUAUCUCGCACAUUGACCGAAAUUUGCGGUAAAUAGGCAACUACAGAUCUUUGGGUUUAAAUAUUCGGUAACUAGGGGCUUGAACAGUUUUUGUUAGAUUUGAAGUAUAAGAUGGCAUACUUUAAGGCAUUAUUUGUGCAAAGUUUUACUUCAUUAUAUUAAUUGCUUGGUUGGAGUACGAUUUUGCUUAUUUUCGAACUGUGAUAUAGGAAUAUGAGAUCAAUAUCACGCACCAAUUUUUAUUGAAAUCGUCGUGCAAGACCCGAGAUAUGUGAUUUUAUCAGUUUUUACCCAGGCUCUUAUUAAGCCUUCUCAUGACAUCUCGGGUGUAAAGUUUUAUGUAUCUGUCGAAUUUAUCCCACUUUUUUUUAACUGUACCAUCAUAUGGAGAGUGGAGAUAGUUAUCUUGCGAUUUCAUCCGUUUCUACACUUUCGAUAGGAAUUUUACGAUAAGGAAUUUUUCCUGUGCGAAUUUAGUUUUUUAACUUAAGCCGUUUAGGAGAUAUUUACAUUAAACCAAUUAGCGGGCGAGACGCUGUGCUAAUUUACAGUCUAUAUAUUAAUUUAUUGCUCACAAAGCAAAAGUUAUUUGAAGACAGAUGAGCAAAAAGCUAUUAUUAAUACACAAAAGAGAAGAAUUUCAUGUGUAUUUAAACGUGAAAUACAGAUUUAAUAAAUUGUUAAAUACCUCUUAAAUUAAACGAAAUUUUAAACUUUCAGGACGAAGUCACGAACGAAUAUAUUUUUCUAUUAAUCACUCUUUUUAUUUUUUAAUUUAACACGCUCAAAUUAAAUAUGUAAUUCAUUUUCCUUGUAAAUCACAAUCAACCACAGAUGUCUUGUUGUUGCUAAAGAUUUAAAGUGAAUAAGAAUACUUGUACCCAGCAUCCCGUAAGCACUUAAAUAUUCGAAAACCCUGCCAAUCACCUUCUGUAUAGCCCCUCAAGAUAACGUCCCAAAGCUAUAAAUUUCGACAACACAAGUGUGCAUUCAUUCACCACAAGUACACAAGGCACAAAGAGUGUGGUAUAGAUAUCAACUGCAGUUGCAUUCGAAAGCACUAUUUAAUUAUAUUCGCCGUAGACAUCGAACAGCGCCUAUUCGUUUGUGGCGUCUGGAGAGCUUUCAAUCAAUUGCAUGUCCAAUCUUAACAAAUUUGAUGGGUAACCAAAAUAACCGAAGUAGGGACACAAUAAAAUACUCUCAGGUAUAUAAAACGUGCAGAAUCGGUCCAAAUGUACUUUUAUGCAAUGUAGAUGUGGAGGCAACACCCAUCUGUAUGUAUAUACAUAGGGCCAUGCGAAUAUUCGAAAUUUCGAAUUAUUCGACGCGAAUCGAACCGAAUUAUUCGAUCCGAGAUUCGACCCGUAUAUUCGCAUUAUUCGAAUAGUUCGAAUAAUUCGAAUAAUUUUAAUAUUUGACUAUUUGCAUGAUUUGUUAAUUAGCGCCAAUAGUAUCUGAAUCUCGUUCAUGCAUCUGACGUACAUCUGUCAUUUUCAUUUCAAAUAUUCAAAAAAUCAAACAUUGGUUAUUUUUAUACUCUCGCAACAAAGUUGCUAAAGAGAGUAUUAUAGUUUUGUUCACAUAACGGUUGUUUGUAAGUCCUAAAACUAAAAGAGUCAGAUAUAGGGUUAUAUAUACCAAAGUGAUCAGGGUGACGAGUAGAGUUGAAAUCCGGAUGUCUGUCUGUCCGUCCGUCCGUCUGUCCGUCCGUCUGUCCGUCCGUCCGUCCGUGCAAGCUGUAACUUGAGUAAAAAUUGAGAUAUCGUGAUGAAACUUGGUACACGUAUUUCUUGGCUCCAUAGGAAGGUUAAGUUCGAAGAUGGGCAAAAUCGGCCCACUGCCACGCCCACAAAAUGGCGGAAACCGAAAACCUAUAAAGUGUCAUAACUAAGCCAUAAAUGAAGAUAUUAAAGUGAAAUUUGGCACGAAGGAUCGCAUUAGGGAGGGGCAUAUUUGGACGUAAUUUCUUUUGGAAAGUGGGCGUGGCCCCGCCCCCUACUUAGUUUUUUGUAUAUAUCUCGGAAACUGCUAUAGCUAUGUCAACCAAACUCUAUAGGGUUGUUUCUUUCAGGCAUUUCCAUAUACAAUUCAAAAAUGGAAGAAAUCGGAUAAUAACCACGCCCACCUCCCAUACAAAGGUUAUGUUGAAAGUCACUAAAAGUGCGUUAACCGACUAACGAAAAACCUUAGAAACACUAAAUUUUACUGAAGAAAUGGCAAAAGGAAGCUGCACUCAGACUUCUUUUAAAAAUUGAAAAUGGGCGUGGCGUCGCCCACUUAUGGACCAAAAACCGUAUCUCAGGAACUACUCGACCGAUUUCAAUGAAAUUCGGUAUAUAAUACUUUUUUAACACCCUGAUGACAUGUACGAAAUAUGGAGGAAAUCGGUUUACAAACACGCCUUCUUCCAAUAUAACGCUAUUUUGAAUUCUAUCUGAUGCCUUCUCUGUAUAGUACAAUAUAUACAUUAGGAACCAAAAUAGAAAAAUAUGUAAAUGACGGAUAAUGAAAUCUCGAUUAUCACUUUAUCAUGCGAGAGUAUAAAAUGUUCGGUGACACCCGAACUUAGCCCUUCCUUACUUGUUUAUUAUGUUGUUGUUAGUAAAUGUCUAAAUCAAUUUGAAUUCAAUAAUAGUUUUAUUUUCUUUAAUUUUAUUCUAUUACUGCAAUAGAAUAAUCUAUUUAAGAUUUUACUUCUUCGAAUUGCUCGAAUUUUCGCAUUAUUCGAAUAGUUCGAACUAUUCGAAAUAUUCGAUAUUUGACUCCUUAGAUUCGAUUCGACUCGAAUCGAACUGGAUUCGCAUACCCCUAUAUACAUAUAUGUGUGUGUGCGUUCUCCAUUAUUGGAAAUCAAUAUUAUAGCUUCAAAACGAAAAUUUUAAAUGCCUCUUUCAUAUUCCUGCCGCCCAGAGAACCCACGAGCGCAUGCAGAGGGAGCAUGCAUUUAAAUUAAUUACUUAUGAGUACAUGUUAAGCAAGGGAUAUCCUUUUACAAUCUCUGCUAAAACGCCUCUGACACAACAACUCCUGAUUGAUCGACGAAUCGGCAAAUGCGGCCGACUUAAAAAGUCUCUCAAACCACUUUGUUGUAUUGUCCAAAUGCCAUUGAUCCACUUAGGGACGCUCAAUUAAUGUUGUAAAUUAGCGUUAUUGCGUCUAAUGCAACAGCCGCAAGCAACCAGCGGUCGGGUAAAAACAACAUUGUGUGUUCAGUUGUAGAAUGAGUAGCAGCUUGCAAUACUAACUCUGCCAACUAAAAGUGCACUUAUGCGAGAUUUCUAUUUCAUCGGCGAAGCAUUAGGGUUCGGUCAACAUAUCUUCUCAAUACACACCACGUAAGUUUCAACUUGCUUGAACUGCAUUUUUACCCUUUUGAUAAUAUGGUAUAAUAACAAAAUAUGCCGAAAAUGCUGUUAUUCCAUCUUAUAUAAGAAACCAGUCAAAUUCCAAACAAGUAAGGAAGGGCUAAGUUUAGGUGUUCGAUUAACAUUUUAUUCUCUUGCAACUUGCACGAAUCAAAGCUAGGAAAAAACUUUAAGGUGUAGAACCAAUCAAGUAUUGGUUCGAUUCAACCAUUUUUAACAUACAUUCAUACUAUUAUAAGAGAAGACUUAUCCCUUAAUUUCAGAUACAUAUGUCACACAUUGACCGACAUUUUCGAUCGAAAGUCAGCUAUAGGUACCUUGGAACUUAAGAAGUUUUUGUGGGUUUAAACAAUUUUUGAACUUAAAGUGAAACACACUAAAGGCAAGACAUGUGUAUUAAACUUGUUAGGGGGCGGGGCCACUCCCACUUUUUCAAAAAAUGUUGGCCACAGGUGCCCUUUGCUACUGCAAUCCUAUGAUUAAUUUACAGCAUUAUAUCUUAAUUUGGAAUUUAGUUUUAGGUGAUACGUACAACCGUUAGGUGAACAAAACUAUAAUACUCUUUAGCUGCUCCAAUAUAUAUCGGUAAAACGGUUAAGUUUGAAGUUGGCUGCAAAAAAGUUCAAUAAGAUCAGCUGCUGUCAUCAAACGAAAUUACUUAGUGAAAGAUCCAAUCUAACACCCAACUCAGUUCAAUCCAUCAGAGUACGUAUGUUACCUCCAUUCAGGAUGUUUUAUAAAAUUUUACAGUCUUGUGCUAUCCAGAUAUCUAAUUUAAACCAAAGUCAUAAGGUUCCUUUAGGAGCAUUUGCAUUUCUUAUUAUUUUUUUCUGAAGAAAGGUAACAGACAAAAUGAAAGCAAUGGAAAUUAUUUAUGCGCAUCUACAACAAAACAUAAAAUUAUUGACACUUUCACAAUACUUUUCAACUUACUCAUUCAACUGUUUCCGUCUCCACAAGCGAAUUUGUUAUUUGUAUCUGAUAAGUUUACCCAAUUUACCCAAAGUGCCACAAGAAGCGGAAUAUGAAAGCAAAGUAAUCAAUAAAUUAGAAAUUUAUAAGUUAUCCACUUCAUCAGGGUUAUUUUUUAGUACUAGUCAGACAAGUGGAUAUAUUUAUUUAUGGUCGUGCAAUCACAAAACGACCCAAAUCACAUUAACAAUAAAAUUAAUAAUUUUUAUUAUUUUAUACCUGGGAAUAGAAAAAGAAGAGCAAAUAAGACUGUAUGCCUUGAGGUACUAAGUUUAUUAAGAUAACCAAUCCAAUAACCUCACUCACGUAAUUUGCCUAUAACACAAGUUAAUUCAUGAAAUUUGUCUCUCUUCUGAACCUACUCGAAAUAAACGAAAAGUCAAUGUCUCUCGAAUUUAAGCAAUUCAAAUCAUUGUCUACAGUCAUGUCUCUUCGUAAUAAAUUGUGUUUAGGAAAAAUUCGCCUAUGGCAAAAACAAAUAUAGUACAAAAUUUAAUGUUGCCGGGUUUGGAGAUUCAAAGAGUAACACUCGUAAGCGAGAUUUGUUGGGGAUAAAAAAUCAGAGUACAAUUAAUUUAGAUUCCAAAAGCGAUGAAAAUACAAAUGUAGAAAUUAGACUGCUCGGAUGUCAGGUUGCCAAUUUAAAAAGCCGAGUGUAAAUUUUAUAUAUCAUCACCACUGCUGUUUCAUUAUGUUUCAGUUCUUUUAAUUUUUGUAAUUUAGUUCAUGUUUACAGUGAAAAUAAUUGAAAAGUUGUUGUUCCCUUCAUUGUUUUAUUAUGCAAUUAUUCCACUUUUUUAUGUCUGUUUCCAUAGUUUUUAUCAUGAUGAUGACACUUGAAAUGUUAAAUUGCAGGUGACACUGACAGCAUUGGCCAAUAUAACAGCGACCGAGCCUUGUUACUCACUCGAAUAAUUCAAUGCCAUUGCAGAGUAGAAACUUUUUUUCAUCACCGCUUUUACUGCUUUGAUUGUUCGGCUUGAUGAGGCGCCGUUGUUUCUGCUCUUAGUGUUGUUGUUUUAACUGCAUUUGAAGAUAAAUUGCACAGAACAUACAACACAAUCGCAAACUUAAAUUCAAAAACAAACACAAAUACAAAUAUAGCAGAUAAACAUUUCGUUCGGUUCGCGAUUUUACAAACUUGUGACAAAGCGCUUGGGAGGAGAGGGGCGAUCCUGCGCUUGUUGUGAGGAACAUGUGCUCAUGUCACUUUUUAUUACGCCACCAGGUCGAGCAAUGGCAGGACCAUGAAAUAUUGUUUGUGAUUUCAUACGAAGCAACAGUAGCCCCAGGCCACAUAAUAGUUAUGAAUGUAGGUGGGUAGGAAAGCGUGUGACAACAGCGCAUUGUUGUAUGUGUAUGUGAGUGUCAGUCCAUAUUUAAGUCUGUUUUGCAAUUGAUAGCUUCAAGUGCCAAUUCAAAUUAUGCACUCAACAUGGGGUAUUAUCACGUUACCAAGCACUCGAAUGUGCCACAUGCAAGUGACCGGUGGUUGUCAACUGUGCGGAGGUGAAGUACUUGUAUUUAGCACUAUGAUUUACACGAAAAUGCAUAGUUAUUUUACUUAAAAUAAUAUAGUUUGUUAAAUUCCAAAAUUGUUUUCUAAACAAAAAGUGACUUUGUGCAGGUGUAUAUUUAAGGUAUAUACAUACAUAUGUAUAUAUAUUUUAAUACAUAUUGCAGUCGCAUAUUUCAAAAUGUUUCCAGCCUCGCAGACAACUUAAGCUGCCAUUAGUUAACAAAGCAUGCAACAAAUAAAUUAACAAAUAACAGGGGUAACUGUCGGCUUGGGGAAGUUGCCGACUGUUAUUUUAGUGUAUACCAACUGACCCGCGUACACAGACUUAUGUAUGCAUGUAAUAUAAAAUUGAAGCUCGUAAAUUAAACCCAUUUUGGCAUUUGUUCAAAUUAUUAAAGCUAGCAUUUAUAUAAGCAUACAUAUGUAUAUAGGAGUAUAUGUAUGCUGAUAUUCCAACCAAUAUGGUACAAACAUAUAUACAAGACAGCCAGAAAUAAAAAUCAAACGAAUUCUUUAGUAGGCACUUACCUUUUGUUAAAUGUAUUAUAUAAGUCGUUUUUCUGUUAUUUCUAUGGAAAAACUACGCUAGUAAUUUCUUUAUAAUGAAUUACAACGUCUAAACUUCCUGUCAAUAAACAGCAUCGACUUAUAAUCACACGUGGCACAGAGUUUUGGUUGCCAUGGCUACGGCGCAUCUUGAGUUCGCACUUACAUAUAUGUGUUAUUGUGAUAUAAUGUCUUUAUAUUAGUUUAUUUCUACCAUUGCCUUUCCAUCGUCGACAAUAAUCACAUUAGUCCUCGGUUACCAGUUGCCAGUUGCCAAUCAUUUAUUUUUCCCACUUCAACCAAGCUCUUAUGCAAUGCUCAAAGGGUGCGGCUGCUUUUUGGUGUUUUUGUACAAGUAUUGAAGUAUUUUUAUACUCUUGCAACCAAUUGCUACAAAAGUAUUAUAGUUUUGUUCACAGUUGUGCGUAUCACCUAGAACUAAACGAGAUAUAUAUAGGGUUAUAUACUAUAUUUAUAUAUAAAUGAUCAGGAUGGUGAGAAAAGUGGAAAUCCGGUUGACUGUCUGUCUGACCGUCCGUCCGUGCAAGCAGUAACUUGAGUAAACAUUAACAGUAAUUAAUAUAACGGGACUUUAUACUUUAGUGUGUUUCACCUUAUGAUCAAAAAUUGUUUAAAUCCAACAAAAACUGCUUAAGUCCCAAGGUACCUAUAGUUGACUUUUGAUCGGAAAUUACGGUCGAUCGCUGUGUGAUAUACAUAAAACUGGAAUGAAAAGAUAAUCUUUCUCUUAUAAUGGUAUGUCUGUAUGUAAAAAAAGGCUUGAAUCGGACCAAUACUUCCCCCGUAUACUUAAUAUAAAGAUUUUUGAACUUAGGGUUGACUUUGGACCGCAUAUAUCGGCCAACAUGUGUUUUAUCCCAAUGAAAAUAAGAGAGCGUGCUUUAUUCAUAACUUGUAUCUUUGUGCUUAAAUUAAAUAAAUUUGAGCCCAGCCCCUAUAAAACUAAUAUUAUCCGGCGAACUUUACUCUAUAUGACUGGUUUUACACCUUAAAGUAUUUCCCGCCUUUUAUUUUUGCAAUAGUAUAAAAUGAUUGGUUGAACCCGAACUUAGCCCUUCUUUACUUGUUAUUUUAUGUUAUUCGCAUUCAAAGCCUCAGUAUAUAUCAUAUUCUUGCAAGGAUAUAUUUUGGUAUUCAUUUUGUGACUUAUUUUGUUAUCAAAGAUCCAACCACACACUUGUUAUAAGAGUAUCAGUAUGCCAAAAAUUAUCUAGAUGACAUUCCAACCCUUCUACAAUAAACAUGGGUCAACAAUCUGCGCUUUGUUGUCAAUCCUGCAUAAGGAUGCUUAAUGUUCAAUAUAUAGUUGGAGGAUUAUAGGCACAUACUUAUAAACGUAAAAAUACACCUUUAACGUGUGCAAAUUCAAGGAGCACCACUUCUAUAAACAAUAUGGUAUCUAGUCAUGAAUUCAAGAAUGUACAAGUACUCGUAAAAGUAGUCGCUAAUUGAAAGGGUCAAGCAUAAUUUUGUAGUAUAUGAACAAACGCAUUCCAAACAUUUCUAUUAGAAAAAAGAAUACUUUGCUUAACACAUAAUAUAAUACCCGAUACCAUAAAUUUUCCAUUCAAACUGAUCGAUAAAAAUCAAGUAUGAAAAACUUUUUUAUUUGAUAUGUUGCCAUUCAAACAGACCGAUCAAAACAAAUGUACAGUCUGCCAAGAAUGAGCGUGGUCGGAAUAAUUAAUAAAAAAACUAUUUUAUGAAACUUUAAUAUUUAUAUAUACAUUGUACACAUUACAAACAAUGAUGCAAUUUGGUGAAUAAUAUGUCCAGUCACCACCGGCGUCGAUAAUUGCCUGGCAUCUCCGAGGCAUGCUUUCUACUAAUUUCACUGCUUAUUGUAGUGGCAAGGUGAUCCAAAUCCGACGAAUUUCGUACGACAACUGCUUCAAAAUGUAUGUGCGUCUUCCACGAAGUUUUUGUUUAAUAUAUGCACACACAUUUUCAACAGGGUUUGCAUCGGGCGACUGCGACAGCCAGUCCAAUGUAACGAAGCCAGAUUGAGUUUUCCACUUAGUACAGAGCUUGCUGCGGUGUUUAGGAUCGUUGUCCUCCUACAGAAUCCAAUUUUCCUUUUUUCUGAUGAACCAUCGUUUGGCAGAUAGCAGUAAAGCCUUUUUGUGGAUUUUAAUCAUUUUCUCGGCAUUUAGGUUGUCAGUAAAGAGCUACAAAGUGCUCCAACUUUAUUCCAUGUUUGACCAGGCUCGCAUGAGGACAGAACAAGCCCAUAUAGAACAUUCAACAGUAAAAAUGCCAUUUUCUAAAACUCUAUGUCAAUAGUAGGACAUAUCUAAACUUUUGCCAUUAAUUUUGCUUGUCCUUGCCGCAGUGUUAAAGCAGGAUUCCGCGAAAACAGAUUCACUAUUCUUUUUUGUUCACUUUUCCUAUCGAACCUAUCUGGUAAAUCAUCGACAUUUUUAGCCACUAUAUAUCGCUGUGUCCACUUCUGUACAAAUGCCUUCGACUUUCUCAUAUAUUUAGCAGCCGCUGAUUGCGACAUUUUGGGAUGGAUGCGAAUCUUUCAUUAAAUGUCGGUAAAGUCAGCCGCGCUCUUACUUGACAGACUGUACUUUAGUAAAAUACCUUUUUCCAUAUUAAGUAACAUCUAUUCUACUUGAAGAUUUGUAUAUCAAACCACAUGGGAAAUGAUUUGUAAUAUGGCUUUGGUGCAACCAAAGUUAAGGUUUUGCCUUGUUUUAGUUGUUGUUAUCGAUUCAAGUUAUUUAAUAAAACGAAACAAUAAUUUUUCUAUUCAUUUAUAUAUAUUUAUUUUUCAUUUUAGAGGGGUCUAAUAUAGUAUGUAUGUUCAUUUAUUUCAUUUCAUUAUUCGUCAAUGAUUUUAGACGUUUUUCGAUAUAUUUUUGCUUUCGUCCUAGAAAAUAUUCCCAUAUUACGGCCAAGGUUUUCAGGCCCAUCAGCUUCUCCUCCUUCUUGCUAAAAACUCUGGAGAGACUGAUGGACUGGUACAUAGCGAGGCGUAUUCCGAGAGAUUAUCUAUUAGGAGCGGAAUAUACUUAUCGUAAAGGCAGGUCAGUGGAUAAUGCCCUGCAUACCAUAGUGUCAUGUCUUGAGGAAACACUGCUCUUGGCGAUCUUGGGGUUGAAUCGAACCUCGUUCUCAGUCUUCUGUGCGACAGAGUGUUCGAAACGGAAUGGGGCAACGAACGCGCGUAGCGAAAUAUGAAUAGGAGAACCUCUCUUCUAUGGGUAUUAGUAUGGCCACAACGAA